CCUCUCGCUCCCUCUCUCUCUCUCUUGCCUUCGCCCCUUGGGAACUCCUCCUUUUCGCCGUUCCCACUGUGAACAGCCAGCAAGCAAAGCAAAAAACACAAGAAACAAUCGAAACCACAGAGCCAAAAAAAGAAAGAAAAGAAAACCCGAAAAAGGAAGAAAAAGAGACUGAAAAAGUAUCGACAAAGUAAGCUCAAAGAGGAAGUUCAUUGUUAUAUCAACAAAAUCAUAACAUUUUUAGUGUCUCUGAACAUCGGCAAUCCUUUAAAGAUUUCAAAGCUCGAAACUUUUCGUAAACUCUCUCUCAUUAUUAUUACAACUCCCAGUAUCACUCUCUCUUAACUACUCUUUCUUUGAUCCGAAACGGCCACGAUCGUACGCCUACGCCUACGCCUCUUCUCAGUCUACCUGUGGCAGGCAAGUUCAGCCAGGCUGGUAAAGCUAUAGGGAGCAUACGGAGUUAUCAAUUUGUAUCUCAUAAAGAUGGGGCUCAGCGAGCCUAAUGGUCACAGAAGAUUGAGGCAAAAGGAUCAUCCUGCCCAAGAAAAUGGUGAUUCUGAUUUAUCAAGUGUUGGUGAUGAUUUGGACCCAUGGACAGCAUGGGCAUACAAACCUCGUACCAUUUCUUUCUUGCUUAUCGGUGCAUGCUGUCUGAUUUGGGCAAGUGGAGCUCUUGGUCCUGAAAGCACUGCUUCUGGAGAUCUUGUUACAUCUGUGAAAAGGGGUGUAUGGGCUAUGAUUGCAGUUUUUCUUACUUACUGCUUGCUGCAGGCACCUUCUACGGUUCUCAUCAGACCACAUCCUGCUGUAUGGCGUUUAGUUCAUGGAAUGGCUGUCAUUUACCUUGUAGCUCUCACUUUUUUGCUUUUCCAGAAGCGUGAUGACGCUCGUCAGUUCAUGAAGUUUCUCCAUCCUGAUCUUGGUGUUGAACUUCCAGAAAGGUCAUAUGGUGCUGAUUGUCGCAUUUAUGUGCCCGAAAAUCCCACCUGCAGGUUCAAGAAUGUUUAUGAAACACUUUUUGAUGAAUUUGUUCCAGCACAUAUUUUUGGAUGGUGGGGAAAGGCUAUAUUGAUCCGUAAUCAGCCACUUUUAUGGGUUCUGUCUAUUGGAUUUGAGUUGAUGGAGUUUACUUUUCGCCACAUGUUACCAAACUUCAAUGAAUGCUGGUGGGACAGUAUAAUUCUGGACAUUUUGAUCUGCAAUUGGUUUGGCAUCUGGGCUGGAAUGCAUACAGUUAGGUACUUUGAUGGGAAAACGUAUGAGUGGGCUGGUAUAAGCCGCCAGCCUAAUAUAUUUGGGAAGUUUAAACGAACGUUGGGACAAUUUACACCAGCACAAUGGGAUAAAGAUGAAUGGCAUCCGUUACUUGGUCCUUGGCGGUUUAUCCAAGUUCUCAGUCUUUGUAUCGUGUUCUUGACAGUUGAGCUUAACACCUUUUUCCUCAAAUUUUGUCUUUGGAUUCCUCCUCGAAACCCUGUUAUCAUCUAUAGAUUGAUCUUGUGGUGGCUAAUUGCAAUACCAACAAUUCGCGAAUACAACACAUACCUCCAAGACAGAAAACCAGUGAAGAAGGUUGGAGCAUUUUGUUGGCUUUCCCUUGCCAUUUGCAUUAUUGAACUUCUAAUUUGCAUCAAGUUUGGACAUGGCCUGUUCCCUAAGUCUAUGCCUUUAUGGUUGGUGAUCUUCUGGACAUCUGUUGGUGUGGCUCUAGGAUUGUUCUUGAUUUUGUGGUCAUUCAAGAGUUUUCGAAGAAAGCGACAAUGAUUUCGGCAACGUGGUACAUUAUUCUUUGAUUCCUUCAAGCUCUUAUAGGUAUUCAUCUGGUGCUGUAAUUACCUAUCUCUUUAUAAGUUGUAAAUGGUUACUGGAUCACAGUUUCUUGGGCAGAAAAUAUUGAUUCUUUCUUGUUAGUUAGAGGGAAAUACUUUUAAGUUCUAAUAUCAAGCUCUUCAGUUGUAGUUUGCCAACGUUAUGAAUUGCCCAUUUUAUAUAGUCCAAGCAUCUGCGAGCUUUUGUUCUCAUAA
This is a messenger RNA of Mangifera indica (mango), 2024 nucleotides long. Its product is annotated as CDP-diacylglycerol--serine O-phosphatidyltransferase 1-like. The coding region runs from base 484 to 1764 and encodes 426 amino acids. Gene Ontology annotation, biological process: phosphatidylserine biosynthetic process. NCBI's taxonomy places the organism in Eukaryota, Viridiplantae, Streptophyta, Magnoliopsida, Sapindales, Anacardiaceae. The record is from RefSeq and is a predicted model, not a curated record. Gene Ontology annotation, molecular function: L-serine-phosphatidylethanolamine phosphatidyltransferase activity. The transcript is spliced from 14 exons.